Messenger RNA from Ruditapes philippinarum (Manila clam), 1538 nucleotides. RefSeq lists its product as uncharacterized. Lineage: Eukaryota; Metazoa; Mollusca; Bivalvia; Venerida; Veneridae. The coding region runs from base 150 to 1538 and encodes 462 amino acids. The record is from RefSeq and is a predicted model, not a curated record. The transcript has a single exon.
UUAAAGUGAAUUAAAAACUGAAAACCUAUUUUAAACCCUGUAUUUUAUGCUGCCUAUUAAAGAUUGGUAGAAAAAAGGAAGACACAUUUUAUUAAUAUACAUUUUGUAGAUUUAAUCGUAAGUAGUGAUAUCAGUUGAUACUAAUUGCCAUGGAUACCAACAAACUAAAUAGAGAACUAGACAUACUUGGUUAUAGUGUUGGUAUUAGAAAAAUGAAACAGAAAACACAAUUAAUGGCAGAAUAUCUCGAAGAACGUUUCGUGCAGAGGAAAUGUAUUAUCAGUGGAAGCUUAUCAGAAGGGUCCUCGUUAGAUGGAAGUGACGCUGAUAUUAUGGAUGUAGUGCAAGGAUUAACUGUUUAUGAAGACAAGGAACACAGAGGUAGUUAUGGUCUUUCGCUACCCAUUUAUAUUUCAAGAAAUGGAUGCAGUUCGGGAUAUUGUAGUUUGAAAGUCAAAAAUAAUGACUUUUAUUUGUUUAAAGAGCACACUUGGAAAGAUCCAGAUAUAUCCAUGCAUAAAGUAGAUAUAUCUGAACUAAUCAAGAGUGAUAAUAAUGAGUGUUUUAUCUCGAGUAAACUUUUUCGUGAGAAAAUACUCCCAUCUGUAUAUAUUCUUGGAAAACAAAAAGAAUCAACAUUUACAAGUAAUGGACCAGCGAUGACUUACGAUAAAACAGACACAGUCAAAUGUUUAAAAAUAAAGCAAUGGCCUGUCGAAGCAAUUACAUGGAGAACGCGUGAGAGAAAGAGCGAUUGGCCGAGCAAAACGAUGUUACAUUCAUUAGAAAGAGACGUUUCCUGUUAUUUUGUUCCGAUUGGUAGCAAAUUUUCUAGAGACCAAGACAUGGAAUGGAGGAUUUCAUUCACAGAAAUUGAAAGAUAUCUGAUAUGGAGCAUGAAUGAUACACAAUUCAAAUGUUUUGUACUACUGAAGGCACUUAACAAACAGUUCAUGAAAGACAUAAUAUCGUCUUAUCAUAUUAAAAAUGUUGCACUGUGGCUUUGCGAAGAAUGUCCUGAAACUGUUUGGAGAAGUGAGUUAUUGGUAGAUUGUGUUCGAAAGGGUCUUCUAAAGUUAGCCGAAUACGUUAAACAAGGUUUUCUGCCACAUUAUAUCAUACCGGAAAAUAAUCUUUUCCUCGAUAAAGGUCAUACUGAAAAAGAGGAAGCGACAAAGUUAAUAAAUGUUGUUCUCCAAACCCUUGACAUUAAAGUUAACUCAUUGACAAAUUUGCUUUACCAAGAUGUGAAAUAUUGUAUUGAUUCAAUGCACAGCAUUAACGGAAAAAGACUUCAAAAAUACAAUUCCCUUGAACAAUCUCAUUCUCUUAUAGAAUAUUCCAAAAGAUGUUAUUUUGCAUUAUCGUUAGUCAAACAUCAUUAUAAUGAUUGUGAAUCAGUUUGUAAAGGCAUAAAAGAAGUUUUUGGCAAAGACGGCGAAGAAAUUUGCCCUGUAUACGUUUCCCUUCUUUACUUCAGAGCCAGGGAGUUUUUCCGUCAAAACCGGGGAAAUUUUGUUAAUCAAAAAAUGUUUUAA